AUGCGCGGCCGAGCACACAAACUGAACCAGGAGGCGAAGUCCCGCACUCAACCUGCCUGUUUUCCACAGUCCAUAGACCACGCACGACAGCACUGUCCGACCAGAGGAACAUCGUCCCGCAUCCGGCCCGAACGUUCAACCAAACUUAUCCACCCGGCCGACCCCGAUGACCGAACGUACAAUCAUCCGGCCAUGAUCGUUCCGACCGUACCGAAGCCCGAUCAUGACCCGAUAGCCGGCUGA
This is a messenger RNA of Microthlaspi erraticum, 243 nucleotides long. NCBI's taxonomy places the organism in Eukaryota, Viridiplantae, Streptophyta, Magnoliopsida, Brassicales, Brassicaceae. The record is from the annotation of a GenBank genome assembly.